AUGAUAUCCUCAAACCCUACAUCGACACAUCCCGGUCACCAUCGCCGUCAACUUUCGCAGCCCUUCGAAGCCGCUCCGGCACCGCGCGCUAUGCCUGGUGCUCCAUCUUAUCGUUCGCAUCGCCGCGGUCAAACUGUGGACUAUGCUGCUCUCGGUCCACAGCUGACAUCCGCCAGCCGUGUCAGCCGCCGCACUGCGCCGAAGACGGUUCCAGAGCUGCGAGACUUUUUUAACGAAAAAUCAGGUUUCCCUCGUCAGUCCGGGGCUACACAACAGCAGCCUACGGCACAUUUGCGACAAGUCGACCAAUCCUUCUUUCCCAGUGGUCUUCCUCUGAACAGCACAUACAACCCAAUGCCGUACAUGUUGAGGGAAGAAGAACUACAGGGAAUGUUUGAAGCGGCGACUGCGGAUGCUUCUUCUAACACAUAUGCUCCGGGUCUCUCAAGGUCUGCCAGCGACAAUGCAGGAAGGACACCUUCUUUGCAAAAUGCUCUGCACCGCAUCCAGCAGGAGUGCAGCUUCCCUAUGGCCAAGGGAGAACAGCCCGUCUUGUAUUCCUGGCCGGAGCAUCAGCCUAUUGUUCAACCAAAGGCUAUAUCGCCGAAGAUGAGCACUUUUUACACAUCCCCCCUUACCCCCGAUGCGACGCCCAUGAAGGCCUCAUUUGAUUUCCCCAUGUACCACAAUGACCAAACCCCAACCAAGUCCCAAAGUUUUUCUAUUCCCCGAACCCCGGUCAGUGCUGCCAUGCAGAGAGCCCAAUCCCUGCAGGGCGCACCAGUUUCCAGCCCUCUUCAGGCUAAGAACCAGAUGCUUUCUCCCGCCGACUCGUCCUCCGUCGCUUCCUUCACAGAGUUGGCCGCAAUGCCUUCUCCAGCAUCUCGGGGUGUCUCGCCGCAAAACAUUGAUGGGACUACCACGCCAUCCACAGGUAACCAGCAUUUGCGCGAGGUUUCCCCGCGCUCCUCUCUUGACGAGUCUAUUCCUGAGCACCCUGAGGAGUUGAAUGAUUAUGAUCUUGAUGCGCGAGUCAAGGCAUCGGUCCGUGAGACUGGCGUCUCCAACGAUCAGAUCGCCAAAUAUAUCUCCGGUCCCAAUGCCGACGGCAAGUGGCAAUGUCUCUUCCCUAACUGCAACUGCGAUUUUGGACGAAAAGAAAACAUCAAAUCCCAUGUGCAAACUCACCUCGAUGAUCGUCCCUACAAAUGUGAUGUGUGCGAGAAGGAGUUUGUGCGCGGCCAUGAUCUGAAGCGUCACCUCAAAACGCACACCGGAAAGAAGCCCUAUAUCUGUGCCUGCGGCGCCAAGUUUGCUCGACAUGAUGCCCUGACUCGCCAUCGCCAGCGUGACAUGUGCGUUGGAGGUAUGACCGGUAACAUUCCGAAGACCACUCGUCGCGGACGUCCCCCAAAGAAGAACCGACCCGAUAUGGAGACUCGUCAGGCCAAGUCCACUCGCACUCGUCAGCGUGCUGCCAAUCGGGGCCCAUCGUCAUCCCCCGACGAGCCCGAAGUUGCUAGCUUCCAGGAUGGUCCAAUCUUCACCUCGCCAAACUAUGCGCCGUCGAACACCGCGUCUGCCUAUACCCCGCCCACAUCCCCUGGCGACAGUGCCAACAACGGCAACCAUACCGUCUCUUCUCCCACCCCGAUUGGAAACCAAGUCUCAUCUCAGUUUGAAGAUGAUAUGCUUCCACCCCCGUUAUCGCCCCCUCAAAUUGCCCAUGUCCGAUACGAACAAGCUAUGGCUCAGUUCAACCGCAACAUGAUUGUUGAGCCUGCCCGGGAAUACAUGUACAGCGAUUCCGCCCUCUCUCCCCAUGAGAUGUCUUCGCCUCACACCGCACCAACCCUCGCCGAAUCGUCCGUCGGCUCAGAGAUCGAUCUUUUCAUGACCCAAGAUCCCUCUGAGCAGGUCAAGGAAGAGUUCGGCACUCUCACAACCCAGAGCCUGACCGACUUUUCCAAUUCCUACUACGUGGAUGCAUCCGAUUUCCCCACAUCAUCCUUCUACCAAGACCUGCCCGAGAAGCCAUUCUCUGGCCUCGACACCAUGGAUGAUCCUUACGCGGACUCGAUCGACACGCUGUCCAAUGAAUUCUUGGUUGACCCUUGA
Messenger RNA from Penicillium argentinense, 2118 nucleotides. RefSeq names its product putative C2H2 transcription factor (Swi5) (gene ace2). Gene Ontology annotation, biological process: regulation of transcription by RNA polymerase II. Gene Ontology annotation, molecular function: RNA polymerase II cis-regulatory region sequence-specific DNA binding; DNA-binding transcription factor activity, RNA polymerase II-specific. Gene Ontology annotation, cellular component: nucleus. The record is from RefSeq and is a predicted model, not a curated record. Bases 1 to 2118 code for a protein of 705 amino acids. The transcript has 2 exons. NCBI's taxonomy places the organism in Eukaryota, Fungi, Ascomycota, Eurotiomycetes, Eurotiales, Aspergillaceae.